AUGGCGUCUAACGGAGUCUCUCAUGCAGUCACCAAUGGCCACUCUGCCGCUGCCAAGUCCAAUGGACUCAACAUCGUCAUCAUUGGGGCUGGUAUAGGCGGUCUCACGGCAGCCAUCUUCCUCCGCAGGCAGGGUCACAGAGUCACCUUGCUGGAGCAAUCUCGCUUUGCCAAUGAGGUCGGAGCGGCGAUGCACCUGGCACCCAACGCCAAUGGAAUCCUCCGCCGACUAGGUAUCCUCGCAGAGACCAUAGGCGCGAAUGUUUUUGAACGGAUUUUAGAGUUCAACGCGUCGAAUGAAGUUGUCCGCGAUGCUGAGCUCGCGGAAGCACACAAGAUCUGGCAGCAUCCAUGGCACUUGGUCCAUCGCGUACGGUUACAUCAGGAGCUCAAGCGACUUGCAACAUCACCAGAAGGACCUGGCACACCCGCGGUGCUCAAAACGUCCAGUCGCGCGGUGGAUGUAGACACAGACACAGCUACCGUCUUCUUGCAAGAUGGCAGCCAAGUUCAGGGCGACUUGGUCGUUGGUGCUGAUGGAGUUCAUUCUCGCUCCCGACAUAAAGUAGUGGGAAAAGAAUGGAAAGCGUACAGUUCAGGCAAGAGUGCUUUCAGGUUCCUCGUCCCCCGUCAAGCUGCUCUCGACGACCCAGAAACCGCCCAUUUCGCACAGCACAACGGCCAACUGAUCAUCUGGUAUGCCGCCGACAGACGUAUUGUGAUGUAUCCAUGCGAUGACAACAAGACGCUCAACUUUGUCUGCAUUCAUCCGCGAGAAGAGAGCGACCCCGGAAGUAAAGAAGAUUGGAACAACGAAACGAGCAUGUCGGUGUUAUUGAGUGUAUACAAGGAUUUCGAUCCUGCCUUGUUGAAGCUCCUCAGCAAAGCCAGCCCAGACUCCCUCAAGGCAUGGGAGCUGCUGGAUAUGGAUGUUCUCCCAACGUGGACCGACAAGAGACUCACUCUUCUUGGCGAUGCUGCUCAUCCCUUUCUCCCUCACCAGGGCCAGGGUGCGGGCGUUGCCAUCGAAGACGCUGCCUCACUUGCAGUUGUUCUACCACUCGGUACCUCCCCAGAGGAGGUCCCUGAGCGACUCCACCUUUACCAGGAAUUUCGGUACGACCGGGCGAACCGGAUCCAAGAGUUCUCCCGCCAGGCAGGAAAGGAUAAACCGGAUAAGGACUUUGACAUGAUGGCGUAUACCAACUUCAACCUGGGCCAUGAUGAAUGGGACAAUUCUACCAAUCGUUUCCGGAAAUGGGACUGGGCUCGGAAGCCUCAUCUCUACUGGAGAAUGCCCGUCUCGUUCGGGCCCUUCCCCGGUCCACGCCAGACCUUCACAGGCGAAGCGAGGAAUGCUACCGCCUCGACAUUCACAACAGCCUCGAUUAAGUUUAAGACCUCCCGAACCCUCUUACAGAAUCUCUUCCCCUCUACUUCUUUUCGAUUCAAGAGUCCUGGAACAGUCGCAUAUGCUAGCUUCUCACAGACCACGCUCAACAAAAUGGAGUGGCUGGGCGGCUCUGGGUAUAGACACAUUGGGCUGUACAUUCACGGCGUGCAGUACGUACAGAAAGACGGUACCGUUCGUGAUGGCACAUUCUUGCCUAUCUUGUGGGAGAGCCUCACAGAUCCGAUUGUCAGUGGUCGCGAAGAGCUCGGAAUGCCAAAGCUGUAUUGCUCCAUCGACGUUUGGAGAAGAGCAAACAGUUACAGAAUCCAGACAGGCUGGCAAGGCGUCAACUUUGGCUCAUUCACUCUAGAAGGUCUUCAAGAGAUAGAUAGUGGCAGCUCCAAGGGGACGAUCGGAGGCGAGGAUGACGAGGGAAUCUUUGCCUACAAGUACAUCCCCAAGGUUGGAGAUCGCGGUAAAGCUGAUGUGGAGCAUGCAACCUUUGUGCCUCACGCAGAAGAGUCCAAAGUCGUUCCUAGUAAGGUGCUGAAGGUCUUUACUGCUGAGAAAGCAAACUUUGAGUUUGAUCCUCAUGAUUGGGAGGCCUUGCCAACGCUCCAUCACGUUGUCUCGAGGUUGGCAGAAGUGCCUGUUUAUGAGAUCUUGGGUGGAAAAGUUGUCGAGGGUGUUGGCGUUCCAGAUGUGUCCAGUGCUCGAAGGAUAGAUUGA
Molecule: messenger RNA, 2121 nt
Organism: Fusarium verticillioides 7600
Lineage: Eukaryota; Fungi; Ascomycota; Sordariomycetes; Hypocreales; Nectriaceae
Product: salicylate hydroxylase
Exons: 6
Coding region: 1-2121 (706 amino acids)
Molecular function (GO): monooxygenase activity; FAD binding; lyase activity
Source: RefSeq, a predicted model, not a curated record